GCCGCGUCAGCUAGUGUGUCGGCACCUUUAAGUUUACAGCCACAGAUUAAAUUAAAAAAAUCUACACUCACAGAUUAUAUGCAAAAAAGUUCAGACUUUGACAUUGACAGUUCCUUCUUUUUGUCAAAAGUAUUCUUUCAACAUGGCUCGCGGCCCCAAGAAGCACUUGAAGCGCCUGAACGCGCCGCGCGCAUGGAUGCUGGACAAGCUCGGCGGCGUGUACGCGCCGCGGCCCAGCACGGGCCCGCACAAGCUGCGCGAGUGCCUGCCGCUCGUCAUCUUCCUGCGCAACCGCCUCAAGUACGCGCUCAGCGGCAACGAGGUGCUGAAGAUCGUGAAGCAGCGCCUCAUCAAGGUGGACGGCAAGGUCCGCACCGACCCCACCUACCCGGCUGGAUUCAUGGAUGUUGUGUCGAUUGAAAAGACCAAUGAGCUGUUCCGUCUGAUCUACGACGUGAAGGGACGCUUCACCAUCCACCGCAUCACUCCCGAGGAGGCCAAGUACAAGCUGUGCAAGGUGAAGCGCGUGGCGACGGGCCCCAAGAACGUGCCGUACAUCGUGACGCACGACGGCCGCACGCUGCGCUACCCCGACCCGCUCAUCAAGGUCAACGACUCCAUCCAGCUCGACAUCGCCACCUGCAAGAUCAUGGACAUCAUCAAGUUCGACUCAGGUAACCUGUGCAUGAUUACGGGAGGGCGUAACUUGGGGCGAGUGGGCACCAUCGUGUCCCGCGAGAGGCACCCCGGGAGCUUCGACAUCGUCCACAUCAAGGACACCACCGGACACACCUUCGCCACCAGGUUGAACAACGUGUUCAUCAUCGGCAAGGGCACGAAGGCGUACAUCUCGCUGCCGCGCGGCCGCGGCGUGCGCCUCACCAUCGCCGAGGAGCGCGACAAGAGGAUCGCCGCCAAGAUCUCCCACUCGUAGUGGGAUUAUUAAUAUAAGACUUUAAAUCUA
Plutella xylostella (diamondback moth) is the source of this 964-nucleotide messenger RNA. It is a transcript of the gene RpS4, whose product is annotated as ribosomal protein S4. Gene Ontology annotation, biological process: translation. The record is from RefSeq and is a predicted model, not a curated record. Gene Ontology annotation, cellular component: ribosome; cytosolic small ribosomal subunit. NCBI's taxonomy places the organism in Eukaryota, Metazoa, Arthropoda, Insecta, Lepidoptera, Plutellidae. Gene Ontology annotation, molecular function: RNA binding; structural constituent of ribosome.